Molecule: messenger RNA, 2261 nt
Organism: Eutrema salsugineum
Lineage: Eukaryota; Viridiplantae; Streptophyta; Magnoliopsida; Brassicales; Brassicaceae
Product: probable pectinesterase/pectinesterase inhibitor 21
Exons: 2
Coding region: 199-2046 (615 amino acids)
Biological process (GO): cell wall modification
Molecular function (GO): pectinesterase activity; pectinesterase inhibitor activity
Source: RefSeq, a predicted model, not a curated record
UCCUAAGGAGGCUUACGUCAACCUUCGAAGGAGGAGUCCAUAAAACUCACAAUCUCGUUUUCUCUCAGAAAGAACAACGAACAGCUCUAAUUCUUUUAAACAAAACUUCUUCAGAGCUGUUCAAGUUCAAAAAAACAAUUUGAUAAAUAGAAGACAACAAAAGAUAUUGUAAGGAAAAACACAAAAAAAGAACCAAAGAUGUCGUACGGAUACGACGAUGAUUCAAAGAGGAAGAAGAGACUUGUUCUUAUCUCAAUCUCCUCUGUUCUCUUGAUCACGCUUGUGGUUGCCCUUACCGUCGGUUUCAGCCUCAAAAAGGGUGAAGUUAACGGUGACUCUGAAGGACAGAUAAAUGCUUCCGUCAAGGCCGUCAAGGACGUUUGUGCACCAACGGAUUACAAGAAGACUUGUGAAGACACUCUGAUCAAGAACGGUAACAACACGACCGACCCGAUGGAGUUGGUUAAGACGGCGUUUAGUGUCACGAUGAAGCAGAUCACUGACGCGGCUAAGAAGUCUCAGACGAUGAUGGAGCUUCAGAAGGAUCCGAGGACGAGGAUGGCGCUUGACCAGUGCAAGGAGCUGAUGGAUUACGCUUUAGGAGAGCUUAGUAACUCUUUCGAGGAACUUGGGAAGUUUGAGUUCCACAAGCUCGACGAGGCUUUGAUCAAUCUGAGGAUUUGGCUCAGCGCAGCGAUUAGCCACGAGGAGACUUGCCUUGAAGGGUUUCAAGGGACGCAAGGAAACGCGGGAGAGACGAUGAAGAAAGCCUUGAAGACCGCUAUCGAGUUGACACACAACGGGCUAGCGAUCAUAAGCGAGAUGUCGAAUUUCGUGGGCCAAAUGGAGAUUCCUGGGCUUAAUAGCCGCAGGCUUCUGGCCCAAGAAAUCCCCUCGUGGGUGGACCAGAGAGGGCGUAGGCUCUUGCAGGACGCAGCCGCAUAUUCCGAUUCGAAGCCUGAUAUCGUGGUGGCCCAGGAUGGGAGUGGUCAGUACACGACCAUCAACGACGCCUUGAAGAAUGUCCCCAAGAAGAAGAACACGACUUUCGUGGUUCACAUCAAAGCUGGACUUUACAAGGAGUACGUUCAAGUGAACAAGAGCAUGACUCAUCUCGUGUUCAUCGGUGAUGGUCCCGACAAAACCAUCAUUUCCGGCAACAAGAACUACAAGGACGGUAUCACUACCUACCGUACCGCCACUGUUGCAAUCGUUGGAGACUACUUCAUCGCCAAGAACAUUGGGUUCGUUAACACAGCUGGGCCAAUCAAACAUCAAGCCGUUGCGGUUAGGGUUCAAUCAGAUGAGUCGAUAUUUUUCAACUGUAGAUUCGAUGGUUACCAAGACACGCUCUACACCCACUCCCACCGUCAGUUCUACCGAGACUGCACCAUCUCAGGCACUAUUGAUUUCCUCUUUGGAGACGCGGCUGCUGUAUUCCAAAAUUGUACUUUGUUGGUGAGGAAGCCACUCCCGAACCAGGCAUGUCCGAUCACAGCCCACGGUCGUAAAGACCCGAGGGAAUCAACCGGAUUUGUGUUCCAGGGUUGCACAAUUGCUGGCGAACCGGAUUACUUGGCAGUCAAGGAAACUAGCAAAGCCUAUCUCGGAAGGCCAUGGAAGGAGUACUCAAGGACUAUCAUCAUGAACACUUUCAUCCCAGAUUUCGUCCAGCCACAAGGAUGGCAACCGUGGCUCGGAAACUUUGGCCUCGACACGUUGUUCUACUCUGAAGUUCAGAACACAGGACCAGGAGCAGCCCUUGCAAGCCGGGUUACUUGGCCAGGAAUCAAGACACUUAGCAACGACGAGAUCCUCAAGUUCACACCGGAUCAGUACAUCCAAGGUAACGUUUGGGUUCCUGGCAAAGGUGUUCCGUACACUCCUGGCCUUUUGGCUGCUAACCCAACGACCGCUGCGACAACCGUCCCGAGCGACUCAGCUGCUCCAGGUUUCUCCUCCUUCACCGACACAAGUGGCGCUGGCUCGAUUUCUCCAGCUGCUUCCCCGGAGAGCUCCGGUACGAUGGUUUCAAAGUCUACCUAAAAGAUCGAUUAAGAUACCAUAUAAUGUGUUUUUUCCUACUCUAAUUUUCUUUUUAAAAAAACCUGAAAAGAAAAAAGUUUCCACAACCUCGAGGAGUUCAGGAUUAUUGAUCUACCAAAUUGUUGAGAUUAAUGUUUAGCUUUGUAAACUCAUGUUUAUUAUUGCAGUACAUUAAAGAUGUUGUUUAUAAAUCGAUUAAAAUUUCCAUAUGUAGA